CCCCACCUUUCCCUUUCGCUUUCUCUAAGCACUCACACAAAAACCAUUCAGGCAGACAGCCACUUUGCAUUGUCCAUCACAUCUCUUUUUCUAAUUAAUUCUAUUUUUUUCUUCUUUCUUAGUACUGCUCUGCUUUGCACAUGGGUUGUCUCGUUCAACGUUUGAUCCCUCCAAUGCCCGAAACACCUGCUUUUUCUAGAAUUGUAGUAUUGGUCGAGUCACAGUCAUACCCAUUUCAGCUGGAUACCCUGUAACUUGUAAGCAAGCUACCCAUCACUUCAAUUCAAUCACCUUCCCUUGGUCAAUGAAUUUGGUGGAUUCUGUAGAUGCUGUGUGUGAUUUGGUAGGUGAGGAGGUUGCCUGAAAUGGGGAUAGUGACAGGAGUGAUGAAGAAAUCACAGGCAUGGGAGAGAGUUGGCGCCAAUUCCAGUGUGGUGAGGAGGAGGAUGAAGGACGAUGAUUGUAAUGACGAUGAACAGCAAGGCAUUACUAACAAUAACAACAAGUGUGGGUGUUGGCAUUAUCUCAUGCCCAACUGCAUUGCCACCAGAUCCUCUACCUCUACUGUGAUCAUCACUACUACUGUGGAAAGUAGAUCUCUGGAUAAUAUCUGCAAAGAGGCACCCAUCCCUCAGGCAGGUUCUUCAACAAGCAGUACUGACAAUGAAAGUAAUCCGUCAACCCCAAAAGGAGGUGAAUUGAAAUUAGCAUCACAGUUGCUUAAAUUCUCCUUCAAUGAACUCAAAUCUGCAACUAGAAACUUCCGACCAGAAAGCAUUCUAGGAGAAGGUGGCUUUGGCUGUGUUUUUAAAGGGUGGAUAGAAGAAAAUGGGACUGGCCCUGUAAAGCCAGGUACUGGUCUUACUGUUGCUGUGAAGACAUUAAACCAUGAUGGGCUGCAGGGGCACAAAGAAUGGGUGGCAGAAGUCACCUUCCUUGGUCAGCUUCAUCAUCCUAAUCUAGUUAAACUAAUUGGUUACUGCAUUGAAGAUGAUCAGAGGCUUCUUGUUUAUGAAUUCAUGCCACGAGGCAGCUUGGAAAACCAUCUAUUUAGAAAAGGGUCCCUGCCUCUCCCGUGGUCUAUCAGGAUAAAAAUUGCUUUGGGUGCAGCAAAGGGCCUGGCAUUUCUUCACAGAGGGGCUGAAAGACCAGUAAUUUAUCGAGAUUUCAAAACAUCAAAUAUCCUGUUGGAUUCGGAAUAUAAUGCCAAACUAUCAGACUUUGGACUAGCGAAAGAUGGACCUGAGGGAGACAACACUCAUGUUUCAACUCGAGUUAUGGGAACAUAUGGUUAUGCUGCUCCAGAGUAUGUCAUGACUGGACACUUAUCAUCCAAGAGUGAUGUCUACAGUUUUGGUGUUGUGCUACUUGAAAUGUUGACUGGUCGAAGAUCCAUGGAUAAGAACAGACCAAGUGGUGAGCAUAAUCUGGUGGCAUGGGCUCGACCUUAUCUUACAGAGAAAAGAAAACUUUACCGUCUUAUGGAUCCCCGGUUGGAAUUUCACUAUUCUGUGAAAGGGGCCCAGAAGGCUGCUCAGAUAGCGCAUCAUUGCCUAAGUCGAGACCCAAAAGCCAGGCCUCUUAUGGAUGAUGUUGUUGAGGCUCUUACACCUUUGUUAAAUCUGAAAGAUAUGGCAAGCUCAUCAUUGCAUCAUCAAGUUGUACAAUCUGUUCAUUCAGGUCGCCAUCCACGCAUGGCAAAUGGAAAUGGACAAUUGCCUUCGAAAAAUGGACUCCCUAGAACCAGUUCUAAGGAUUCCUGUAUGUCACCAUGUCAGCAUUCCCCCAGGCAUAAUGGCAAAUGAUUGUAGGUACUGAAGCGCUUUUUAGUUGUUGCUUGAAUUUGCAUAUGAAUGGAAAAUCUGAGACUGAUUUGAAAUUUACCGAGGCAUGUCAGAAGGGACAUCUUUUACACAGAUUAUCUGCUUACGACUUAGGUGUCUGAAGGGGGUGCUUGUUUGAUAGACAAUUCAGCUAUCCUGAUAGUAGGAAGAGUCUUGGUCUAUCUAAUGUCAAAAGCAUAUGUGAUUGAUCUCAGAGGACAUACAGCACAGACUACAGCUUCUUUAUGUUAAAAGGAACAGCCAUUCAGGUACUUCCAAAUAUUACUUUCACAAGGAGGCGCACUACUCUUGAUGGCAGAAAUUAUUCAAGGUUAACUCCUUUCAAGUUUUUCUUCUGGCCUCUUAAAAUCUAUUGGUACUUUGAGAGUGUACUUUGUAACAUCUCUACAUACAACUUUUGGAAACCAAAGGCAUUUUUUAUUGAAGAUUUUGUUGUAGAUGGCUUUGUUCCAUAAGAUUACUGGUUUCCCACUUCGACUCCAAGCAUUUCUGUAAUUAAUUCUGAUUUCAUUCUUGAUUCCCUGGAGUCUGCAUAAAAUACUGACGAGGCAUCAGUCUCUGAGCUAUACACUGUAUAGGACGCCAUUAAUGGUAAAGGCAUUGGGUAUCUCCUUCAUUUC
This is a messenger RNA of Cryptomeria japonica (Japanese cedar), 2464 nucleotides long. RefSeq names its product serine/threonine-protein kinase PBL34. The transcript is spliced from 6 exons. The record is from RefSeq and is a predicted model, not a curated record. NCBI's taxonomy places the organism in Eukaryota, Viridiplantae, Streptophyta, Pinopsida, Cupressales, Cupressaceae. Gene Ontology annotation, biological process: protein phosphorylation. Gene Ontology annotation, molecular function: ATP binding; protein kinase activity. Bases 366 to 1805 code for a protein of 479 amino acids.